Helianthus annuus (common sunflower) is the source of this 1336-nucleotide messenger RNA. RefSeq lists its product as uncharacterized. Lineage: Eukaryota; Viridiplantae; Streptophyta; Magnoliopsida; Asterales; Asteraceae. The transcript has 2 exons. The record is from RefSeq and is a predicted model, not a curated record. Bases 308 to 1135 code for a protein of 275 amino acids.
UUAAUUUGCAUUUGCACCCCGUUUCUAGUACUGAUGCGGAUAGAUCCAACCUCUUUAUUUAUCUCUUAAUUUAUUUAAAUUUAAUAUUUUAUCUUAUUUAGUUUCCUUUUGAAUUACAAUUCCUAUCAUAUAAAUAGGAUGUCUAGGGUUUAUGUUUGAGUCAGUUUUUGAUUGAAUUUUAAUAGAAAAGAACGUUGUUCUUGGAACCUUUGGUUCGAUUUAUCGUCUUUGGUUAAUCGAUUGUUCUUGAGCCAUUUGAGUACGCUUCCGAUCCGUAUCAUUUGGUAUCAGAGCUUUUGGUUUUCAAAUGGCUCUACGUGGAAAAGAAGAAACUUUCGUUCGUAGAUUCGCCGCCGGAGGCAACGACGGAGUUCCUUUUAAUCCGCGAGGAUAUGGUGAUCAUUCUCGUAGAUUCGCCGCCCGAGGCAACGAGAUUGUGGAUCAUGAAAACUUUCGUGAAUCAUGUGAUGGUUAUCAUCCCCGUAGAUUCGCCGCCCGAGGCAACGAGGAUCCUGACCCUAUCUAUGAUUCUUUUCCCGUAUUUGAUGAGUAUGAGGAUGAUGUGUGGUAUGCUUGGGCAACCGGUGGUUCAUAUCGUUGUGGUUUCGAUGAAGCCGUGAGAUUGAAUGAGAAUUCUUUGAGUCCGAAGAUCGCAGAUGGGUCGACCAAGAGAGGUGAUCUGGUGGCUAUGGAAAUUCCACAUAUUGAGCCGAAAAUCAUGGGAAAGUUGGAUGAUUAUUCGCUAAACAAGCAACCUGGUUAUAUGAAAAUUCAAAAUAAGGAAAAGAUUCUACGUGGGCUCUCAAUUAAUAACAAUAGAUUAGUGGAUUGUGGUGUCCCAACAACAAUGAAAGAUCCAUACAAGGCUGCCAACAUUGUUGUUUUUUCUACAGGUCCGAAUGCAAUAACAAAGGCCCAAGUCUUGCAAAUUAAAUCUAAAAUGUUCCCCGAUUUGGGUUCUAAAAUACAAUUCGGUACGAUUCCUCAUGUCCAUGGUUUACAACUACGUGGUCAUCUAGUUAGAGCGGAUUUAUUUAAGCUGGUCAAAUUAAAUAUGAACGAGGUACAACUUGAUGUUCCUUUUGAUCCUGGUGGCUUUGGUUCGAAGACAAAACUCGAGGACGAGUUUUUUUGAAGACGGGGAGAAUGAUGCGGAUAGAUCCAACCUCUUUAUUUAUCUCUUAAUUUAUUUAAAUUUAAUAUUUUAUCUUAUUUAGUUUCCUUUUGAAUUACAAUUCCUAUCAUAUAAAUAGGAUGUCUAGGGUUUAUGUUUGAGUCAGUUUUUGAUUGAAUUUUAAUAGAAAAGAACGUUGUUCUUGGAACCUUUGGUUCGAUU